UCGACGUAUUGGAAUCAAGGCCGGUGGAAGGAGGCCGAGGCGCUGGGGGUGCAAGUGAUGGAGACCAGGAAGAGGGUGCUGGGAGAGGAGCACCCCGACACGCUGCUUAGUAUAGGCAACCUGGCAUUGACGUAUUGGAAUCAAGGUCGAUGGAAGGAGGCCGAGGCGCUGGGGUUACAAGUGAUGGAGACCAGGAAGAGGGUGCUGGGAGAGGAGCACCCCGACACGCUAAUUAGCAUAGGCAACCUAGCAUCAACGUACCGGAAUCAGGGCCGGUGGAAGGAGGCCGAGGCGGUUGAGGUGCAAGUGAUGGAGACGAGAAAGAGGGUAUUGGGAGAGGAGCACCCCGAUAUAGUGACAAGCAUAGGCAACCUAGCGUCGACGUACCAGAAUCAGGGCCGGUGGAAGGAGGCCGAGUCUCUGGGCCUGCAAGUGAUGGAGACGAGAAAGAGGGUACUGGGCGAGGAGCAUCCUGACACGCUGAUCAGCAUGGCUAACCUGGCGUCGACGUACCGGAAUCAAGGCCGGUGGAAGGAGGCCGAGUCUCUAGGGCUGCAAGUGAUGGAGACGUUUAAGAGGGUGCUAGGAGAGGAGCAUCCGUCAACGCUGGUCAGCAUGGCUAACCUGGCAUCGACUUACCGGAAUCAAGGCUGGUGGAAGGAGGCCGAGUCACUGGGGGUGCAAGUGAUGGAGGCAAGAAAGAAGGUGCUAGGAGAAGAACAUCCCGAUACGCUGACAAGCAUGGCGAACCUGGCGUCGACGUACUGGAACCAGGGCCGAUGGAAGGAGGCCGAGGAGCUACAAUCCAGGGAACUUAGCAUUUGUUCGAGGGUACUGGGAGAAGAGCACCCCGACACGCUGGCCAGUAUGGGCAACAUGGCGUUGACAUACCGGAAUCAAGGCCGGUGGAAGGAGGCCGAGGCACUGGGGGUGCAAGUGAUGGAGACCAGGAAGAGGGUGCUGGGAGAGGAGCACCCCGAUACGUUGAUUAGCAUGGGCAGCAUGGUGUUGAUAUACUCGAAUCAAGGCCGGUGGAAGGAGGCCGAAUCGCUGGGGGUGCAAGUGAUAGAGACAAGAAAGAGGGUGCUA
This is a messenger RNA of Chaetomium strumarium, 1089 nucleotides long. Its product is annotated as Tetratricopeptide repeat-domain-containing protein. The transcript has 2 exons. The record is from RefSeq and is a predicted model, not a curated record. NCBI's taxonomy places the organism in Eukaryota, Fungi, Ascomycota, Sordariomycetes, Sordariales, Chaetomiaceae. Gene Ontology annotation, cellular component: kinesin complex. The annotation marks the transcript as partial. Gene Ontology annotation, molecular function: protein binding.